Messenger RNA from Symbiodinium sp. CCMP2456, 2580 nucleotides. The record is from the annotation of a GenBank genome assembly. NCBI's taxonomy places the organism in Eukaryota, Dinophyceae, Suessiales, Symbiodiniaceae.
AUGGUCGAUGACAACCCCAAUGACAUCACCACGAGCAAGGGCCAGUUUCUGUGGCGUCAGCGCAUCGCCACGGAGAGGAGCCAUUUUCAGCCCAACAAGAAGGAGAACUUCUCCGUGCGGAGUGCGCUUCGUGUUCUUGAUGUGCCUUCGCGGUUUAAGCCCGGGCAGAUCGAUCCAGCGGAUCAGACGGGACCGGUGCAAGGCCUCGACAGCGUUACAGAGCGCUACCUGCGCGCAGACAUAGCCUCCAAGCUCCGGGUGCCGGCCGAACAGCUUCUUUGGCCCGAGACGGCGCAGCACGAGGUGGGCUGGCUAGCGAGAGCACAUGGACCAGGCCUCCCCUACGAAGAGCGUAGUACCAUGGCCGGUCUCCCGCCGCGCCUUGGCGUCGGCUGGUCGGAUGCCCGGUCGCCGAACUUGAACCCAAAGGGCACGCAGGACAUUGCGCUGGAGAGUUCGUUGAUCAAUGUCAUGGCGAUGAAGAAGGAUGACCUCAUCUCCAAGUGGCUCGGCACGCGGCAAGCACGCCACCCGAAACUGGAAGGCGUUCUCCCGCCCCUCGCAGAGCCGGAGCCCUCGCAGCCGUCGAAGCCAAAGAAGGCCAAAAAAUCAAAGCAGAGGAUGCAAGAGCGCUGGCAGCAGCUGCAGGACAAAUGGGCUGAAGAGAAGCAGAAGCGAAAAGAUCGGCGCAGGCAGAAGCUGCAAGGCGCGGUAGCCGUUGAGGAGCCGGAGCCCGAGCUUCACACGCAGCUCCUAUGGAUGAUCGCCCGGAAGCAUGGUGUCCCGCAGGCGAUGAGCAUCGUCGGUGCAAGCCUUCAAUGGCUCGCCACACUACCUCCAGGCAGUGGAGGACCGGAGGUCCAUGUGCAGCCACUGCCGCGGCAGCGCAUGGAUCCGCGCCAGCGGUGGAGGCAGGCCGCCAUGAAGGCCCUGCAGCUCCCGGACCCGUGGAAAUCCUACAGCUUGAAGCAGUUGCCCCUGGAGCACGCCCAGCGACGGCGAUGGGACCCCGUGCGAAAAGCUUGGGUCACCUCUGACGUCUUGGUCCGGUUCGAGAAGGAGCCUUUCGCCAAAGGGUCCAUGCGCGUUUGUCAUCGCAUGCGGCGAGAGCCAGACCGUUCGAACUGGGUGGCCAAGCGGUACAUUAGUGAUCCCGACCUCUCCGUCCUCGAAAGCGAUGUGAUCAUGCAGAUGAUCGCCAAGAGUUACGGCGACCGCUUCAACUCUUGUUCGCCACCGAAGAAGGUGGACUUCGUGGAAGCAUCGGUGCUUGCUGUCCUUGAGCGACCCGGUCAGCGGCGGGACUUUGCAGUGGAGGCCUUCUUGGAUGGAAGCUUCACGAAGCAUUCCAGCAACUCAGGUUUCGUGGCGGACGAGGUCGUAAGGAACACUCCCCACGCCUUUUCGCACUACACAUUCGAAGCUUCUGCCGGCGAGCAGAUCGUCGUGGACAUCCAAGGUGUCGACGACUUGUACACAGAUCCGCAGAUUCACACUGCUGCAAGCUCUGCCAGCUUCGGACGAGGAAACAUGGGCAUCCGCGGGAUUGCACUCUUCUUUGCCAGCCACCGCUGCAACAGCGUUUGCCAUCAGCUCGGUCUGACACCGUUUGCGCAUUCCCCGAUGCCAGGCGACGGAGCAGCGACCGAGUACGGGAGGGAUGCCGAUGCGGCUCCCGACGAGGACGUGGUGAUUCGGGCAGAGCCUUCAUCGCUGGUGCUGGCAGUGGGCAAAGGAAAGAACUCCCGAGCUGAAAUCUACCGCCACGUCCACUUCGCCUUGGCUAUGCUGCAUGCGCGGCAUGUCCAAGCGAACGCCGAGUUCAUCGGCCACAACGUGCUCACCUCGCCGGCGCAAGGCCUCUUCCACCUACAGGUGUCGGCCCAACUCGGGAGCAUUCCAGGUGCGCUGGCGCUGGCGUGCCUGCAUCUCAAUAUUCGACCCCGAAAGGGCGUGCUACGAGCCCUGGGGACCUCCUUGCAGCGGCCUCUCACGCUCGACGAGAGCGCUGCGUUCCCGUACAUCCUGCAAGCUGCCGAGAGCGGCGUGGCGAAAGCCAUGGCCGCCGCCGCUUACGCCUACGAGCGAGGAUUGGGUUGUGCCGUUUCUGCCACCGACGCGGUGUUCUGGUACCGCAAGGCGUUGACAGCUCUCAGCACGCAGGAGGAUGACACGGAGGAGGACCGCGAAGCUGAACGACUGCCCGGCGGAUCGCAAGAACAGUCUGAGAUCCUCCGGGCUUUGGCGCAUCUUUACGAGCUCGGCGGCGGAGGCUUGGCGCCCAAUCCCAGGUUGGCUUGGCAGUUUCAAGUUCUGUCCAACAACAGGUCCCGCUUGGAGUCGGCCGACAGCGAGGAAGAGUCCUCGCCAGCGGACGAGGGGCGCGUUGCCCAAGCCGCAGAUCGGAGCCGCGUCUUCCUAAACAAGCCGGGCCAUCCUUGGUUCAAGCCGAAAGGCAGCUGCGACGUGGUCGAAUUUGGCAAUGCCUACGCAAAGUCCUGGGGACGAAGCGUCUUCAGCCAACCCAAGGUUCCCGUUCCCGCUCCGACGAUGGCAAGCCCAAAGCCUGACGGCUCGUAG